GUGACGUCACGUGGGCGUAACGACCCCGCGGCCCCGCCCACCUCUUGUUUACCCUUGGCUGUGCGGCGGAGAAAUUCUCUUGUGUUUCUUCCUCGUCCCGACGGCUUUUGCUGAAGCUUCAAGGGCCCCCCCCCUUUAAGACGUCUUCUAUAACCAGGAGCCUUGUGUUAGUCUGGACCAAGAAACCUAAAAAGGGGGGCAACAAUGAAGACCGAAAUCUCGACAGCUGCCGCUUUCAUCACCAAGCUCCUCAAACAAAGCGGGCUCAUUGAGGAGAAGCAACUGCAACAGUUCUGCCAGUCCCUGCAAGAGUCCAUGAAAGAUCAUUAUAAACAUCACUGGUUUCCUCAGAUUCCGUGCAGGGGAUCUGGGUAUCGCUGUUUACGAAUCAACCACAAAAUGGACCCCUUGAUAGGACGUGCGGCCGGACAUAUCGGCCUCAGCCUCCAGAGACUGUUCCGUCUUCUCCCCAGCGAGCUCACCAUGUGGGUCGACCCGUUCGAAGUUUCCUAUCGGAUCGGAGAAGACGGGUCCAUCUGCGUAUUGUACGACGGGUCGCCGGCAGUAGUAGGCAUGCCUUUGGAGGCCCACUCCAGCUGCAAAGAUGCACUUCGGAUGGGGCGGCACAGUCCUUCCAAAAAUUACAGCAUGAUGACCGUUUCUAGUUAAAUAUAAAAGUCAAGAAGAACACUUUAUUGUACAAUGUUGUAUGUUUCCCUUUUUAACUCCUUGUCUUCAUGACCGUUAGAUUAAAAGUGAACUUGCCCCAUCCUACGCACAUAAACCUAACCUAAAAAAAAAAAUUGUAGUACUGCCAGGUGAGCAUAGAAAUGUAAUUUGGUGUUAAAGGCUCUUAUUAGUUUUUAAUCCUUUCCCCCAUGUGGAAUUGUACAUUGUAAAUGAAAUAUUGGGUCAAGAGAGAAUUUAUAUUUUGGCAUUACCCUUGACUCUUUUUAAUAAAAAAAAAAAAAAAAAAACACA
Molecule: messenger RNA, 981 nt
Organism: Hyla sarda
Lineage: Eukaryota; Metazoa; Chordata; Amphibia; Anura; Hylidae
Product: protein BTG1-like
Exons: 3
Coding region: 205-669 (154 amino acids)
Biological process (GO): negative regulation of mitotic cell cycle; negative regulation of cell population proliferation
Cellular component (GO): cytoplasm; nucleus
Source: RefSeq, a predicted model, not a curated record